CUCUUCUGUACCGGUAGUUGUCAGUAGAGACGCUGGUCUCGUUCCGCUUCUGCCUCUCUCAGGUAGGGCCUCAGAGCGAAGAUGGCGACGGACAAGCAGAAACAUGAAGGCAGGGUGAAAAUCGGACAUUAUAUUCUUGGAGACACGCUAGGAGUGGGAACGUUUGGAAAAGUCAAAGUUGGCCAGCAUGAGUUGACCAAGCACCAGGUGGCGGUAAAGAUUCUAAACCGGCAGAAGAUUCGCAGUCUGGAUGUGGUGGGGAAGAUUCGACGCGAGAUCCAGAACCUCAAACUCUUCCGUCACCCGCAUAUAAUCAAACUUUACCAAGUCAUCAGCACACCAACCGACAUCUUCAUGGUAAUGGAAUAUGUGUCAGGAGGAGAACUCUUCGACUACAUCUGUAAAAAUGGAAAGUUGGAUGAGAAGGAGAGCAGGCGUCUGUUCCAGCAAAUCAUCUCAGGGGUGGAUUACUGCCACAGACAUAUGGUGGUGCACAGAGACCUCAAGCCUGAGAACGUCCUGCUGGAUGCGCACAUGAAUGCCAAGAUUGCAGACUUUGGCUUGUCAAACAUGAUGUCAGAUGGAGAAUUCUUAAGGACGAGUUGCGGCUCUCCUAAUUAUGCUGCUCCAGAAGUAAUCUCUGGAAGGUUAUACGCCGGGCCUGAGGUGGACAUCUGGAGCAGCGGAGUGAUUUUGUAUGCCCUGUUGUGCGGAACGCUGCCGUUUGAUGACGACCACGUGCCAACACUCUUCAAGAAGAUCUGCGAUGGGAUCUUCUUCACGCCUCAGUACCUGAACCCGUCCGUUAUUAGCCUUCUGAAACACAUGCUCCAGGUGGACCCCAUGAAGAGAGCCACCAUCAAAGAGAUUCGGGAUGAUGAGUGGUUUAAGCAAGAUCUUCCCAAGUAUCUGUUCCCAGAGGAUGCUGCAUAUAGCAGUAAUAUGAUUGAUGAGGAGGCGCUGAAGGAGGUGUGUGAGAAGUUUGAGUGCACUGAGGAGGAGGUGCUCAACUGCUUGUACAGUCGCAAUCACCAGGAUCCUCUUGCUGUGGCCUAUCACUUGAUCAUAGACAACCGCCGCAUUAUGAGUGAGGCUAAAGACUUCUAUUUAGCCUCCAGUCCCCCAGACAGCUUUCUAGACGAUCUGCCUGCUCAUCACUCUGCUAAGAUUCACCCUGAAAGAGUGCCAUUCCUAGUGGCCGAGACUCAACCGCGUCCUCGACACACGCUGGAUGAGCUUAACCCCCAAAAGUCCAAGCAUCUCGGUGUUCGGCGGGCCAAGUGGCACCUGGGAAUCCGUAGCCAGAGCAGACCGAAUGAUAUCAUGAGUGAGGUCUGUCGUGCUAUGAAGCAGCUGGACUAUGAGUGGAAGGUAGUGAAUCCUUAUUACUUGCGAGUGCGGAGGAAGAACCCAGUCACUGGCAUACAUACAAAGAUGAGCCUCCAGCUCUACCAGGUGGACAGCAGGACCUAUUUACUAGACUUCAGGAGCAUAGAUGACGACAUGAUGGAAGUAAAAUCAGGGACCGCCACGCCUCACCGCUCUGGCUCAGUUGGUAACUACCGGACUACCCUAAAGAACGAGAAAAACGAAUGUGAGGAUGCAGUAAAGGGCGACGCGUCCGCACCCUCCACGCCUCCGAUAUCCGGAGGGAAAGCGGCGGAAAGCUCUCUGGCUUCUUCUCUUACCUCCUCAGUGGAUUCCACCGGGGGAGAGAUCCUCCCCCGUCCAGGAAGUCACACCAUAGAGUUCUUUGAGAUGUGCGCCAACCUCAUCAAGCUGCUAGCACGAUAACUUGUGGUUCCUCUGAUGCCUUCUCUCUCACUCUCCUCUGUCUUCCCUCUCACUCUCUGGCUUGAUUUCUCUUUCUUCUAGAAUACUCUCUACCUCUUCAUCCUCUGAUAUCUGUGUCUUCAUCCACAGCAGUCCUUCUAUCUCUAUUCUUUUGUCUCUCUUUUUCUCUCUGUGUCUUUAGAGCAAUAAGCAUGCAGACAGACUCAAGACUCCAUGCAUCCCACUCGCAUGAACAAGCUGAAUGGUCUGUGGCCCUACUGUCGCCAGCAUCAGCCUGUUUGAGGGGACUGAGAAAAGGUGCGAAAGGGAAGAGGAUGGAGAUUGUUUAUUGUGCCACAGUCAAGGUGUCAGAAAGAUUGCUAAGCCACUUUAUAGUAUCUAUACUCUUUUAGAGAUGGUUUUACAGUUCUUUUCCGGGUUUUAUAGCAAGGAUUUCCUUGCAGAGAGUGAGGCAUAGAGUUAUACACUGAGCUAGCUGUACUGUACACAAUGCUGUUGCAAUUCUUGGCGGACCAAGAGAUUUAUAGAGAAAGAGCUCUUGUGGGCAUGUGGGCCGACAAGCGAGACUGAAAGCGCUUUUGCACAGUUUUACCUGUAAGUUUUUGUGGGCCAGUGUCAUGACUGGUUAUCCCAUUGACACGGCCUACUGGGAAGGGCACUCGAUUAAGAGGAGCCGAAUUAAAAAGCGGGCCACUGCUGGGACGGGCCAAUUUAAUAUGGUGGGCACUUUAACACAAAGGGACAACUUGAUAAGUCAGCCUUUCUUAAGGAAGAGACCAAUGUAAGACCCAUUUAUCCUGAGGGAGUGCAAUGUCCUUGCCUCUGUUUCAUAGAUUUUUGUUUGUUUGUUUGUUUGUCACACCUUAGACUUUUUUUUCUAUUUGCUCACAUUUUACAUAAAUUUAAGUAUAUACAGAAUUUAAUGGAUUCGGAUUUAUGUUUAUCAGUGCUUUAAAUGGGGUUGUAGAUUGUAUUGAAAUUGUGAUAUUGGACUGGAUUAUUUUUUUUAAAGGAAUGUUUGAUUAUAUCACUGUAAGAUGUUUUAUUCCAUACACUGCUUUAUCAAAAAAAAAAAAUGUUUUUAGUUGUUUUACCAAACAAGGGUUGCUUCAAAAAUAAGUACUCCUUAAAGAAAGAAAUCAAAUGUUUCUGUACACCCCCCCCCCCCCCCCCCCCCUUUUUUUUUUUUUUUUUUUUAAUUAAGUUUCAGAUAGGCCCAGUAUUAAAACUGCUGGAUUUCCUUAGUAUUUUUUUUUUUAUAUAUAUAUAAAGUGUAGGCUGCAAAGAUAAGCAUUUGUGAACACUUUAGAAGAGCUGACGUGCCCAAUAUAGUUAAUCAUCACAAUGAAUAUCCAUUAGAGUUUAAAUAUUGACCGAUAUCCAUGAAAAGUGACACACUGGCUGAGUGAGCCACAUAGUCAUGUCUUAUUCUUGUGUUUGAAAGCCAGUGUGAAUCCAUAAUCGUAAGAUUGCGCGAUCUGAAAAUGGGAAAGCACAUCUUACAUUCAUGUGGCUUCAUGUACCAUCUUAAGUCCACUAAGAAAGGUCAUCCUGUCAACAUGAAUGGAAAAUGAUUUUACUUACUGACCGGAGUAAUCCUCCUCCAGAUCAGUUCCACAGAGUGCAGUGAAUACAAUAAAUAGGAAUUUAAAUAGGUUGCUCUUGUUUGUUUUUUUUCCUGUCCGGAGCUCCAGCUAAGUUCAAAUUAAAUAUUCCAAAUGCAAAGCUGAAAAAGCUAGAAUUAAUAUAUGGCACAGCUUAUUUACAUUUUAAAGUCAUGUGAUAUAAGCAAGAAGAAUGUCUUAAUGCACAUUCUUACCACAAAGUGUAACUUGAUUGAUGAUGAUAUCCUGACUGGUCCUAACAAAUGCAGCAACAUCACGUUCUCAAACAAAAGAAAAAAAGAAAAAGAAAAAAGAUUUAAGGCCAGUAAUUCUGAUUUGACUGAAUUCUUGAGUAUAUGUUACAUGUUCAUGUCUAGUUUCCUAAAAGAAGGAAAAAAUGGUUUGGUCCUUUUUGUUCUAAGCUGCACUGUCAUUUCAGAAUCUUUAUUAAUGAGUCUUUGAAGCUAAAACUUGACAAUCUAUGCUUUGUAAGCCAGCUUAAGACAAAUCCAUGAGAAAUUGUUUGGUUUUGCUCUGUCCCCUUUACCUUUUUUUUUUUUUUUUUCUUUAGAAGGUUUUUCCCUGUGUAGUCUUGUUCAAAUGAUAUUUCUUCCUUAUCAUUAGGGAACAAUUUUAUUCAGCCUUUGAAAACAUGUUUAGAAAAUCUGUUGAUGUACUUCUCUUCACUGCAUUUAUGUUGAUUAUCUGCAGAGAUGCACCUCACAGAGGCUUGCCAAUGUAAAUUUACAGAUAAUUACUGAUAAUUUACAUUUAAAAAGAUGAUUUGUAAAUACAACUGCCUAAUAAAAUAAUACAUGAAGACA
Ctenopharyngodon idella (grass carp) is the source of this 4222-nucleotide messenger RNA. It is a transcript of the gene prkaa1, whose product is annotated as protein kinase, AMP-activated, alpha 1 catalytic subunit. Bases 82 to 1794 code for a protein of 570 amino acids. The record is from RefSeq and is a predicted model, not a curated record. Gene Ontology annotation, biological process: intracellular signal transduction; protein phosphorylation. Gene Ontology annotation, molecular function: ATP binding; protein serine/threonine kinase activity. Lineage: Eukaryota; Metazoa; Chordata; Actinopteri; Cypriniformes; Xenocyprididae. The transcript is spliced from 10 exons. Gene Ontology annotation, cellular component: cytoplasm.